UGGUAUGUUCCUUAUACCAUGGAUAUUCUGCUUCUUAAGCCAUUACUAUUGGUACUGACUGGCUGUUUCAUUGGACUGUUCUACUAUCGCCUUCCAAGCCUUACCCAGAGUGGGAAAAGUUCGGGCUACAAAAAACCAAAUUUCAUAAUAAUUUUAGCCGAUGAUGUCGGAUGGGGAGAUCUUGGGGCCAACUGGGGACAGAGAAAAGACACUCCUAACUUGGAUAAGAUGGCGAUGGAAGGAAUGAGAUUUGUAGAUUUUCAUUCGGCUGCAUCCACCUGCUCUCCAUCACGUGCUUCUCUACUCACGGGACGACUCGGCCUUCGUAAUGGAGUGACCCAUAAUUUUGCUGUGACAUCAGUAGGCGGCCUCCCGUUGAAUGAGACAACAUUAGCAGAAGUCCUGAAGGAAGCUGGUUAUCUCACUGCUGUGAUAGGGAAAUGGCACUUAGGACACAGUGGUCCUUAUCAUCCCAUCUUUCGUGGUUUUGAUUAUUACUUUGGGAUACCAUAUAGCCAUGAUAUGGGCUGCACCGACACACCAGGCUAUAACCUCCCUCCUUGCCCAGCUUGCCCCAAGCACUCUACAACAGGAAGCGACCACCAGAAAGGCUGCUAUUCUGAGACUGCGCUUCCUCUUUUUGAAAAUCUUACAAUUGUCCAACAGCCUGUGAACCUAACCAGCCUAGCUGCAAUGUAUACAAAGAAAGCGAUCAAGUUCAUCCAUGACACAAGCCAGAGCAGUCAGCCCUUCUUCCUAUAUCUCGCUCUGGCUCAUAUGCACGUGCCUUUGGUUUUGCCUGAGCCACCAUGGAAUCCGUCUUGGCAAGAUCUGUAUGGAGCCAACCUGAGGGAGAUGGAUGCCCUGGUGGGACAGAUAAAGGACAAAGUUGACAGCGCUGCAAAAGAAAACACAUUCCUCUGGUUCACAGGAGACAACGGGCCUUGGUCUGAGAAGUGCGAGUAUGCAGGAAGUGUUGGUCCGUACACUGGGAUAUGGCAAGGAAAAAGAGGUGGCAGCUCAGCCAAACAAACGACCUGGGAAGGCGGACACCGCGUUCCCACGCUGGCCUAUUGGGCGGGGAAGAUCCCGGCAAAUGUGACGAGCCCCAUGAUGUUGAGCACUUUAGACAUAUUCCCUACCUUGGUGUCUCUCGCAAAUGCAAGCCUCCCUCCCAACAGACGGUUUGAUGGUAUGGAUGUGUCUGAGGUCCUCUUCAGGCAAUCGGACAAAGGGCAUAAGACAUUGUUCCACCCCAACAGUGGGGCAGCUGGGAAAUAUGGAGGAAUACAAGCCCUUCGGCUGGACCAAUACAAGGCGUUUUAUCUCACAGGUGGUGCCAAGGCCUGUGAUGGAAGCGUUGGACAGGAACAGUACCACCAGCCACCUCUCAUUUUCAAUUUACAGCAUGAUAUUCAGGAGCAGGAACCCCUGGACAUCCAUGCAGCUGAGUACUGGGCUAUCUUACCCGCAGUAAGCAAGGCACUUCGGGACAUUCUUCAGGAUAUUAAGACAGACAAUGUGUCUAUGGCAGAUUACUCUCAUGACCCAGCUGUGAUCCCCUGCUGUAACCCACACCACUUGGUCUGCAGAUGCCAACCAGCUUAUGCCAACUCAACUUUGGACAAAAAGGUGCUGUACUGAUAUGGAGAGCUCUUGAGUCAGGAACCAUUAACACCAUCCUCCCAUGAGGCCCAUAAGCUCAAGGAAAGGUGCAGAUGAAACAGUAGUGAAGACUUUAGAACCAAUGUGUUUUAGGAUUUUAACUGUUACGUAAUGAACUAUUUUGAGAAUUUUUUUUGCUGUUGAAAGGCAUCAGGCCCAUCCAGACUUCAAGCUUGUGAUACCUACGUUGUUCUUAACUGGAACCUUGAGAUCUGCCAACCAGAGCCAAGUGCAAAACCCAUGGAGUUAAAAGAAUUCAUGAGCCCAGAAAUUUGUUUUGAGAACUGAAUGGCGCUCACAGUCCUUUAACACAAAAAUCCACUGUUAGUUACCGGAAGUGUUUAGAAGUAUAGUUUAGGAUUAAGGUAGGGAGCAAUUUGUUGCUGCUAUUGUUAAACAAUUGGGAAUCAGAAAUCCUUGCUGAUCUUCUUCAGAGAUCUACCACUCAAUCCUGAUUUUACCUGCUUGUCCACCAUUCAUGUUGUAAAUAAAUGCUGAAUUUGGGACUUUCA
Messenger RNA from Elgaria multicarinata webbii, 2177 nucleotides. RefSeq names its product arylsulfatase G (gene ARSG). Gene Ontology annotation, molecular function: arylsulfatase activity. The record is from RefSeq and is a predicted model, not a curated record. Bases 19 to 1644 code for a protein of 541 amino acids. NCBI's taxonomy places the organism in Eukaryota, Metazoa, Chordata, Lepidosauria, Squamata, Anguidae. The transcript is spliced from 11 exons.